Molecule: messenger RNA, 1110 nt
Organism: Rattus rattus (black rat)
Lineage: Eukaryota; Metazoa; Chordata; Mammalia; Rodentia; Muridae
Product: olfactory receptor 2B6-like
Exons: 1
Coding region: 1-963 (320 amino acids)
Biological process (GO): G protein-coupled receptor signaling pathway
Cellular component (GO): membrane
Molecular function (GO): G protein-coupled receptor activity; olfactory receptor activity
Source: RefSeq, a predicted model, not a curated record
AUGAGAAGGUUCAAUAACAGCCCCCAUCACACCAAUGGCUUUAUUCUGGUAGGCUUCUCUGAAUGGCCACGGUUAGAGAUGGCUCUUCUUGUAGUCAUCUCCAUCUUCUAUAUAGUGACCCUCUUUGGGAAUUCGGCUAUUAUCAUUUUGUCUCGCCUUGAUCCUAAACUCCACACCCCUAUGUAUUUCUUCCUGGCCAAUCUUUCCGUUUUGGAUCUCUGCUAUACCACUUCUACCGUCCCCCAGAUGCUGAAAAAUAUACAGAGCCACGAGAGAAGCAUCAGCUAUGUGGGCUGCAUAGCACAACUCUUCAUCUUCCUUAGCCUGGGAUCUACAGAAUGUGUGCUUCUCUCCAUCAUGGCCUUUGAUCGGUAUGUGGCUAUCUGCCACCCUCUGCGUUACACAGUUAUCAUGCACUCCCAGCUGUGCCAACAGCUGGCAGCAGUAUCUUGGGUAACUGGUUUCAGCAACUCUUUGGUACAGACAGUGUUGACUUCUUUGUUACCUCGUUGUGGCCAAUACCAGGUAGAGAAUUUCUUCUGUGAGGUACCUGCCAUGCUUCAGUUAUCCUGUGUUGACACCUGGGUUAAUGAGGUAGAGAUGUAUGCUGCAGUAGUUGUCAUAAAAGUUAUCCCUCUUGGGCUAAUUCUUUUCUCUUACAUCAACAUUGUCAGAGCAGUCAUGAGGAUACAAUCUUCUGAAGGUCGAAAGAAGGCCUUUAACACAUGUGGGUCUCAUCUUCUGGUGGUCAUCAUGUUUUAUGGCUCUGCCAUCAGUGGCUAUGCAUACAUGGCACCCAAGAGCAGCUCAGCCAAACUUAAGGGCAAGCUUUUGGCACUGUUCUAUGGACUCAUAACCCCAAUGCUGAACCCUCUUAUCUAUACCUUGAGGAACAAGGAUGUCAAGGCAGCAGUGAAGAAGGUACUUGGAAGAGAACAAGAGCAAGGGUGGAACUUAGAUUAGGAAAAAGAAAAUCCUAUAGCAAUCCAGUCCUUGGUUCCAUAGCAGGAUUACCAACAGCUCUCAUUCCUCCAGCUAGAAAAAGAGCCUGAUUGUGACCUCUUGUUAUCGUUUAUAUAUGAUCAAUGUAAUAGACAAUGGUCAUUGGGA